UUUCGCAUAGCUUGCCCGGUUCUGAUGGAUGGAGAUGCUUACAAAAAUUAAGAAACAGUAUAUUUCAUCCACCUGACCGAAUCCUCAUGGAAAUCGAGCUGAACGAACAGUCGCUGCAAUUGCAGAGAGGAAUAUCCUAACCGAAAAGCGGCGUGCAGGAAUCGCGUCAAGACAUAAUCAGCAACAGGGAGCAGCCAUGAAGGCUGGAAAUUAAAAGUAUCAAGGCAAACACAUACAACCUGCAAUAGAAAACAACGAAAACACGACUCAUACACGUCUAAAGACAAAUUAAUGAUCUAAGUACACCUGUGUCCUUGUUUAUCGUCUUGGCUACAAAAUUCGUUGCUGGUUUUUAGAAAGUAACGCGAGGAUGGAAUAAGUUACAGUGCCGGUCACUCCGCGCGCCCGCGUGAUUUGUCCCGCCCACCGCCACUGGCAGGCAAGUCCCAGAACUUCAGUCAGGAACUGAGAGAGCAUGAAGGCGAAAGUGCUGCAAAAUUUAGGAGGCUGCCAGCACUAAUUGUCUAAAGUCGUUUAAACUUGUGCAUUUAUAACCGCGGGAAUGCCAAGGCAAGCAGUCGGUGAGUGCGAGGCAAGAUUCCAAAACGAUACGGCGGCCUCCGGACAUCGACUCGGCGGUGCGCAGCCGGCAACCCCAACCUCUGUUCCCUUACCCUGUCACUCCACUGCAUCAUGCAGUAGAAGACAGAGCCAGACGGCCAUCUCACAAGUGGAUGUAGGACAUCCAGAGAGCAUCCCCAUCAAACAGGCUGGAAAAAGCUGCCACCUCCUCCAUGUUGUGCUUACCCUGUGCUUGACGACACUGGUGCUUGGGGGAGUGGCAGCAGUUACCUGGUACCUUUUGUCAGCUGAGCAUUCAUGUCCAAGAAUUUAUUUUGGAGGAUCAUUCCAUAUGAUAAACAUCAGCUAUAACUUAUCCCUUAUGGACAAACGAUCAGAGGAAUUUAAAACUUUAGCAUUGGACAUUCAGGUUAUUUUUGAGGAUGCAUUUUUAAAUUCAAAGUUGGCAUGGCAUUUUGAAAAUGCAAGCAUAAAUGCCUUUAGUGAUGGCAGUGUGGUUGCUCACUUCUCCCUCACAUUUACUUCAUUGAAAUCAGAGGGUGAGAUGAAGGACUCUGCUCUGCUUGCCACUGACAUUGCAAACGUACUGACCAAUCACCUCAGGCAGACACCUUCCGAGGAGAGCACCUCUGGGCACCUGGGAAAUUAUCAAGUGGAUUCAUCAACCAUUUCCAUUCAUGAAUCAAGUUUCGAGUAUCAUUUACUCACCCAACAGGAAGCUUGUACAGUGCUGAAUAACAAAAUCAAAUGGAGCACUCCGGGUACAUGUCACUGGCAGGUGACUGGCCAAGCGAGGAAAGUUGUUCGGGUCACCAUUCAGCAUUUCUUUAUUGAAGGAGACUGUCAAAGGAACUUCUUUGCUUUUUAUGAUUCUCUGGUGGGAGGAAAAUCCAGAUUAAUUACAAGGGUCUGCUCUGGAAGCCAUCAUGUUCCUCUUCAAGCUUUCAGUGUUAUUUCUUCAGACAAUGUAAUGCUAAUAGUUUUUAACUCGGAAGUAAAGCAUUUGAAUGAAUUUGAAGCAACAAUCCAGUUUAUAGAUGAUUUUGGUUGUGGAGGCAGUAUAACCACUUACAAUGGAUCUCUUACAUCACCUUUUUAUCCUUCUUAUUAUCCUCCUAAUCGAGAAUGUUUCUGGACAAUAUCGUUCACCAAGUUUAGCAAAUAUUGCAAACAUUUCCGUGAUUUCGGGGAACUCAUGACAGACCGAACUCAGCAGUGUUCAUUCAUCGCUAGUCCUGAUGCUGCUGCCCUCUCAGGGAGGUUGAGCUCCAGCUUCUCUAUGAGGAUAAGGAUAAGAUUUCCAACUCUUAAACUGGAUGGGGAGCAGCCAGACUGUGACAAAGACUGGCUAUCGAUUAACAGAAAAAGAUACUGUGGUGAAAAUGUAAUGCCCCUGGUUGUGUCCAGUACCACUAAUGUCCUUACAGUGUAUUUCUAUUCUGAUUCAUCAAUAACAAACAGAGGGUUUCAGGCGGACAUUACAAGUUUUGACCCACUGGACACCUGUCCAGGAAUGUACACUUGUGGAGAUGGGUCAUGUGAACCCCUCAGUUAUAAGUGUGAUGGAUGGGAUGACUGUAGUGACCGAAGUGAUGAGCAGAAUUGCAGGUGCACAGCAGAGCAGUAUACCUGCAAGAACAGAUUUUGUAAACCAUUAAUUUAUGUUUGUGAUGGAGAAGAUGACUGUGAAGAUGGAAGUGACGAAUCAAACUGUGCAUGUCCUGCCGGGUAUUUUCUAUGCACAAGUGGUGAAUGCAUCCUCAGCACAUUUCUUUGUGAUGGUACAGCAAACUGCAGAGAUGAAAGUGAUGAAGCCAACUGUAUUGGAAAAGAGGUACGAUGCUCAGCUGUUUCCUACCAAUGUAGCAACAGAAAGUGCAUUGCUAAACCCAACGCAAGGUGUGAUGGCACAGUGGACUGUCCAGAUUCAAGUGAUGAACAAAAUUGUGAUUGUGGCGUUCGACCUUUUCUGCAAAGCCGCAUUGUAGGAGGGCAUGAUGCGGAACCUGGAGAAUGGCCCUGGCAGGUGAGCCUUCAUUUCCAUCAGCGUGGACAUAUCUGCGGGGCAUCGCUAAUCAGUCACAACUGGCUCAUAUCUGCAGCUCACUGUUUCCAGGACACUGCACUGAACAGAUACUCUUGGUCACCACUUUGGACUGCAAUAAUCGGGACACGAUCUCAGCAAUUGACUGAUUCUAAACCAGUCAUGAGAAAAAUUAACCAUAUCAUUGCUCAUGAACGGUAUAAUGAUGUCUCCCUGGACUAUGACAUAGCUUUGCUGAAGCUUGAUUCUCCUGUGGUGUAUAAUAAUUAUAUCCAGUCAAUAUGCCUUCCUUCAGCAACACACAUUUUCCCUGUUGGCCAAAGCUGUUUUAUCACAGGCUGGGGAAUACUGAAAGAAGAUGGAGCACUUCCAUUAUUACUACAAAAAGCAGAAGUGAAAAUCAUCAACCAGACAGUGUGCAAUAUGUACUUGGGAAAAUCCCUGAGUGCAAGGAUGCUUUGUGCUGGCUAUCUUAAUGGUGGAAUUGAUGCCUGCCAGGGAGAUUCUGGAGGACCUCUAGUUUGUGAAGAACCCUCUGGACGGUGGUUUCUUGCUGGAAUUGUCAGCUGGGGAGAAGGCUGUGCUCGAUGGCACCGACCUGGAGUUUAUACCAGAUUAACCAAAUUCCAAGAAUGGAUAAAGCAAACCACAGAAAUCUGAGCAAUGUGCAAUACAAUUGAUUUUUCUCAUCAUAUGCAGAACAGAAACACCCGUUUCAGAAAGUCCCGUUCACUGAAGUUUUAGCAUUUUUUUUUUGCAUUUUUACUUGCCUGUACAGCCUGAAGUGUGUGGGUGGCAAUAUGAGUGCACAUCUGGUGGAAUUCUAACUUGUUUAUGGCUUGCAAUACAAACAGUAUAAAGUGAAGUGAACUCCUCAAAUAACAAAGCCCAUAGUGAGUAACAUUUAGUAGCAAGUUUAAUAUGAUUCUGAAUAAUAAAAAAAGAGAUACAUUUACUUACCACUGUAACACAGCUACACAAAAACAAAAGAAAUUUGUUUUUUUCCAGGAAGAAAAUAAUUUGAUGCUGAAUUGUCUUGGUUUUGGUGGUGAUAUGUAUUAUGAGCUAUUCACUUUAAAAUUGAUUUCGCUUAUGGUACAUUUUUCUAAGCCAAGAUAUAGAUGGGAAUAUGGGUUUCUAUUUCUCAGGAACCUUUUUAUGUUUCUAGGAAAGCGUGAUUAUUUAUUGUGUGGGUUUGUGAUAUUAGUUUGUUCUGCAGAGGAGUGCCACCAGGUUAUGAUUACUGUUACCUGGACACUGCUCCCAGUUUCGAAAAGAAUGUGGUUUUAGACAUCUUACAUCAUCAACGAGAGACUGUGAUGUCUCAGUCAGGGAUCCUUCCCUAACUGGGGUUCAUAUUCAUGUUUUGUGUUGUAGCACUGCCACAUAAAUUUAUGUUUCUGGUUUGUCUUUUGUCUCUCUAUGUGAAUCCUGUUUCUCUCUGAGCACACUGUAGCAUAAGAUGGGCAGGUUCGAUAGGGAGGACCUUUGUGAGUAAUGGGGCUGUCCUUGUGAUUUCAGGGAGUGCCAUGGAAACGGACGCACUAUUGAAAAGGAGCGCGAAAAGGCAGUAAGAGCUUUAUGGCGGAGGGUAGAGACGUGACCUGUCUAAGGCCAAGAUAAAGAUUGUUUCUCGUGGAGCACCUAAAGUCCAGUGCAAUUUGGGGAGAUAUGAUAAUCUGAUAAAGAGGCUAAAUUGAGUUGACGUUGUGGGAUAUUUUAGGGGUACAUGAUUUUUUGACAUUUGUUUACUGUAUAUGUUGGGAGAGGGUGGGUGGUUUUCGGAAUCGGUUUAUGUAUGGGGAGUUUGUGGGAUUGUAGAAUAAAUAUUAAUUUAAUUUUUUUUUUGCUGCAUCUUUUCUCUGGAUCAUUUUUUGUGAAAAUUACUUUCAUUAGUGGAUGUCAUUUUCGGCGCCAUGAAAAGGGGUCUGAAGACAGUUUGGGGUUGACCUGCAAUCAGUAGUUAAAUUUUCACUAUAAAUUUAGUGAAGCGUAGCGAUUACGAUCGCUACAGUGUCUCUUUUGCUCAUUUUUUGAUUCUUCUACUUAUUUUGAUUAUCUACAUCAUUCUGUAUUUUUGCUUGUCUAUGUAUAUCAGUUGCCUUUUCUACCUUCCAUGUGUUUUGUGGGUAGUCCCCAACUUGUCAAUCACCACCAGGAACUGCCCUCUUCCCUAUAAAUCUGGAGGGUCUUCCCCACUUAGACAGUUCCUAGCUCUUCAUUCUGUAUGUGCUCUGGUGUUUAUGAUUUCUUGGCCCUUUUUCUGUGGAUUUUUGACCUUGUCUUGGAUUUCGGUUUCACCCCUUGCUCACCUAGGAUCGUGCUUUCUGGCAAUUCCCUUUUGCUUACGGAGCUUCAUGUAUUUACAGUACAGAGCAUUUUGUGAAAUAUACCUUUUUAUAUUAUAAAGAUUCAACGCUUGCCCUUUUUAGUAGUUACUGUUUGACAGUGAAACCCUCCCUGUAUUGGGCAUUAUUAGAAGUGUUUGGGACUGUGUGCUCUGGAAUUCUUUAGUGCUUGGGACUCCCAGUCCAUAACAGAAAUAAACACAA
This is a messenger RNA of Polypterus senegalus (gray bichir), 5178 nucleotides long. Its product is annotated as suppressor of tumorigenicity 14 protein homolog. Lineage: Eukaryota; Metazoa; Chordata; Cladistia; Polypteriformes; Polypteridae. Bases 563 to 3286 code for a protein of 907 amino acids. The record is from RefSeq and is a predicted model, not a curated record. Gene Ontology annotation, biological process: proteolysis. Gene Ontology annotation, molecular function: serine-type endopeptidase activity; protein binding. The transcript has 20 exons.